AUGGACCGUGAUGCUUCUUCUUCGUGUAGCAUGGUUUUAUGUGGCAAAUCCUCUGAGGAAACUGAAAUAGCAACGCGAUUGAAGAACGAUAACGUGCUUGAGAUCCAAGAUAAUACCAAAGUUUCGAUUUUUUUAGAAUCUGAAGCUGAGAAUUUAUUAGUCAAACAUGAUUCCUUCAAUCUCUCAUUGUUCAUGGAUUCCAUUUCUACUCACCGGUUUGGGAGGUUUCUCAUUUGGUCUCCUCGCUUGUCUUCCACUCACGAUGUUGUUGCUCCCAACUUCUCUGAGCUUCCAAUUGGUACAGUUUGUGUCGCUGAUGUUCAGUUUAAGGGUCGAGGUAGAUCAAAGAAUGUCUGGGAAUCUCCAAAGGGUUGUCUUAUGUUUUCUUUUACUCUACAGAUGGAAGAUGGUAGAAUUGUGCCUUUGACACAAUAUAUGAUAUCUCUCGCUGUGACGGAGGCAGUGAAAUCUAUUUGUGACAAGAAGGGUUUGCCUUACAUUGACAUUAGAAUAAAGUGGCCAAAUGAUCUCUACUUGAAUGGCCUUAAGAUUGGAGGCAUUUUGUGUACCUCCUCAUACUGUUCAAGGAAGUUCGAUACCAGUGUUGGUGUUGGACUGAAUGUGGACAACGAGCAACCAACCACAUGCUUAAAUGCGGUACUUAAAGAACUGUCUCCGACAUCAAGCCUAUUUACAAGAGAAGAAAUUCUUGGUGCCUUCUUUCAUAAAUUUGAAAUGUUAUUUGAUCUAUUCAUGGACCGAGGAUUUAAGUCUCUCGAGGAGCUUUACUACAGGACAUGGCUUCACAGCGAGCAAAAAGUGGUUGUUGAAGUAACCAUCGAGGACAAAUUUAUUCGAAGUGUUGUGACUAUUCAGGGCUUGACUUCUUCGGGAUAUCUAUUGGCUAUCGGAGAUGAUAACCAAAUGUAUGAGCUUCACCCUGAUGGAAAUAGUUUGGACUUUUUCAAAGGACUGGUCGGAAGAAAACUAUGA
Molecule: messenger RNA, 993 nt
Organism: Arabis nemorensis
Lineage: Eukaryota; Viridiplantae; Streptophyta; Magnoliopsida; Brassicales; Brassicaceae
Source: the annotation of a GenBank genome assembly